AUUACAAUAAAAGAAAUAAAAAUUGAAUAUUUUAGAAAACAUUCAUCGAAAGAUAAUUAUAAUGGACAUUGGCUCCCAUUUUUAGAAGAAACGCUAAACCGAAUAAAAGAAAUAUUAAGUUUUUUCGAAAACGAAAUAAAGUCUCCUGAAUAAAAUAAUAAUAAAAUAUAAUUAUUAUAUUGAAGGACAAAAUUGGAAUUAUCAAAAUUUCAAGGUCACCCUUGAAGUCAAAAUGACAUUUAAAGUCAUUUUUGUAAAUCCCCCAGUUCUCACAGAUCAAACCAUUCCACACGUUACGUAUACUCUUAUUUGCCUUGAGUCUAUUCAUAUACCCUUCUCCCGUGUUCAUUUCCGGGCUACUAAAAAAAUUGAGGAAAAAAAGUGCAUUUUACGCGUAUGGGUAUGAAGCUCUUUCUUUCUCUUGUUUUCCAUUUGCUUAUGCUACUCGAGAUUUCAGAAGCAACCAAUGCUCAAAUAUUCAGACGCACGGAUUUUGUGACGGACAAAGAAGCAUUGCUUGAGUUCAAGUCUCAGGUUCUUGAAGAAAGCAGAGUUGCUUUGGACUCUUGGAACGACUCUCUUCCUCUCUUUCAAUGGAUUGGAGUUCAACUCGGUCGCAAACACGGACGAAUCGUGGGUCUGGACCUUAGAGGUCUGAAAUUAUCUGGGCCGGUCUCGCCUUCCAUUGGUAACCUCUCGUUUCUGAGGUGGCUUAACCUUGCGGACAACUCUUUUCAUGGUUUAAUCCCAUCAAAUCUUGGGAGCUUGUCGAGGCUUCGACACUUGAACAUGAGCAAAAAUCUUCUUGGUGGAGGGAUCCCGUCCGAGCUUGCUAAUUGCUCUAACCUUUCGACACUUGAUUUAUCGUCAAACCACCUUGGCGGCGGUGUUCCUUCUGAUCUUGGGUCUCUGUCCAAGCUUGAGCUUCUAUCUCUCAGACAAAACAACUUGACUGGGUUUUUCCCGGAGUCCUUGGGGAAUAUGACAUCACUCAAGAGGCUCAACUGGGCUUAUAACCACAUGAAAGGAGAGAUCCCGCAGAGUGUAGCAAGAUUAGCACAAAUGGCACAUUUCCAAGUAUCGGGAAAUGGAUUUUCAGGUGUCUUUCCACCUGGUAUUUACAAUCUGUCCUCGCUUGUGGGUUUGUCUUUACCUGGGAACCGCUUUUCGGGUAAUCUAAGGUCUGAUUUCGGCACUCUUCUUCCGAAUAUCGAAGUUCUAUAUCUAGGGGAUAACCAUUUCACGGGAGUCAUCCCGCCUACCAUUUCCAAUAUUUCGGCUCUCCGGAUGUUAGAUAUCCCUGAUAACUAUCUGACUGGAAGUAUACCAUCGAGCUUUGGCCAACUACAACAUUUACAAUGGGUAGGCCUCUAUGACAACUCUCUAGGAAAUCACUCUUAUGAUGAUCUCGAUUUUCUCGGCGGAUUGGCUAACUGCACGCAACUACAAGUCUUGGGUGUUGAGUACAACAGAUUUGGAGGUAAGUUGCCCGCCGCCAUAACCAACCUCUCCAUCCACUUGGGCAUCCUGACGCUUGGAGGAAAUCUCAUCACUGGAAGCAUUCCUAGUGAUUUAGGCAACCUCGUAAGCAUUCGAUCACUAUCCCUACAAGAGAAUGAAUUGUCUGGUGAACUUCCAUCAUCGUUUGGCAAGCUUUCGAUUUUGGAAAAUCUCGUCAUGUAUUCAAAUAAAUUUUCGGGGAAGGUACCUUCUUCCUUAGGCAACAUCACCACACUACAAUACAUCUAUUUGUUCAAUAACAGUUUUGAAGGAAACAUCCCGCCAAAUCUUGGAAAUUGCUCUUACCUUCAAGAUGUUGUGCUUCGCUCCAAUCAGUUCAGCGGCACCAUACCUCGGGAAGUUUUGGAACUUCCAUCACUUGUGCACUUAGACGUCUCGUAUAAUUCUCUGGUUGGCCCAUUACUGGAUGAUUUCGGGAAGUCGAAACUUCUCAUUGGAUUAGCUGUUUCUUAUAACAAAAUUUCAGGGCGGAUUCCACAAACCUUGGGGAAUUGUCCAUCGUUGGAAGAACUUUGGCUGCAAGGAAACUCGUUCGAUGGUUUCAUUCCAGAUAUUAGAAUGUUGAAUGGCCUCAAAGUCCUUGAUCUAUCCAGCAAUGGUCUCUCUGGCCCGAUACCCGAAUACCUCGUGAAUUUUUCAUCGUUGUACUAUCUUAAUCUCUCCAUGAAUAAUUUCGAAGGCAUGGUACCAACCGGAGGAGCAUUUGCAAAUCAUAGUGUAGUUUCAGUCUUUGGCAACACGAAACUAUGUGGAGGCAUCCGAGAACUACAACUAACCCGAUGCCCUGUUGAAAAUGCUGUGAAAAGGGGAAUGCAUUCUUCUGUCAGGAAAAAAAUUGCUAUUGGUGUGAGCACGGGUUUGGCAUCGCUAUUGUUGGUCGUACUGACCUUGAGUUCCAUGUAUCGUUACAGAAAAAAGACGAUGAGAAACAUGGAACCGAACAUGAGUGAUCCAUCUCAUUUCCAUGAAAGGAUAAGUUAUGGGGAGCUUCUAAAGGAAACCAGUGGAUUCUCCUCGAGCAAUUUGAUUGGAUCAGGUAACUUUGGUGCUGUGUUUAAAGGCUUACUUGGCCCCGAGAAUAAGGUUGUUGCUAUUAAAGUUCUCAACCUCCAAAAGCCUGGAGCUGCCAAGAGUUUUAUGGCGGAAUGCAGGGCCUUAAGGAGCGUGAGGCAUCGUAAUCUUGUCAAACUAGUAACGGUUUGCUCGAGUAUCGAUUUAAAGGGUAAUGAAUUCAGGGCACUAAUCUACGAAUUCAUGCCCAAUGGAAGCUUGGACAUUUGGUUGCACCAAGAGAUCAGUAAUCCCUCAAGAACCCUAACUACUCUUGAAAGACUCAACGUAGCUAUUGAUGUGGCCUCUGUUUUAGACUAUCUUCAUUCUCAUUCUCCUGAUCCAGUCGCUCAUUGCGAUCUGAAACCAAGUAACGUUCUCCUAGAUGAUGACUUGACUGCUCACGUCAGCGAUUUUGGUUUGGCCCAUCUCCUAUUCAAAUUUGAUAGAGAGUCCUUUGUUAAUCAACUAAGCUCUGCCGGUAUCAGAGGAACCAUAGGUUAUGCUGCCCCAGAAUAUGGAAUGGGAGGCCAGCCAUCGGUAACAGGCGACGUGUACAGCUUUGGGAUCCUCUUGUUGGAGAUGUUCACCGGUAAAAGACCAACGGAUGAACGGUUCGCCGAUGGUUUUAACCUUCAUAGUUUUACCAAGGCAGCAUGGUCGGAACGAACACUUGACAUUGCGGAUCAAUCAAUCAUACGGAGUUUUGACAGUCACAGCGACAGUGCCGCCAUUACCGAGUGUUUGGGAGCUGUGUUCGAUGUCGGGAUUAAGUGCUCUGAAGAAAGUCCGGCGAACCGGAUAACAAUGGCUGAUGCAGUAAAAGAAUUGGUUGCCGUAAGAGAAAAGUUCUUAAAAGGAAAGAAGAGGGUAACUGGACGGUGAAAGUGUGUGCUUAAGGACGGUGAAUCAACCGACCACGAAUUCCUGGUUUUGGGUUCCCAUCCUCCAGGAAUGUUUUAAUAUAAUUCUAAUGGACUGAGUUGUUAUCAGGAAUACAAUAAGUGUGCAACGUAGGAUCGCAUUGUGAACUUUGCAUGGACGACGAAGAGAUGGUAUGUGUAUCAACGGCGUAUAGUGUUUGAUUUGUUUCAGCUCUUUAUUCUAUAUAUUGAAAAUGAAAUGGUUAUUCUAGUCCAAAUUACUCUGUAUUGUAAAAAAUCUAC
This is a messenger RNA of Tarenaya hassleriana, 3737 nucleotides long. RefSeq names its product putative receptor-like protein kinase At3g47110. The coding region runs from base 397 to 3456 and encodes 1019 amino acids. Gene Ontology annotation, molecular function: protein kinase activity; protein binding; ATP binding. Gene Ontology annotation, biological process: protein phosphorylation. Lineage: Eukaryota; Viridiplantae; Streptophyta; Magnoliopsida; Brassicales; Cleomaceae. The record is from RefSeq and is a predicted model, not a curated record. The transcript is spliced from 2 exons.